Messenger RNA from Raphanus sativus (radish), 1472 nucleotides. RefSeq lists its product as uncharacterized. The transcript is spliced from 3 exons. Gene Ontology annotation, biological process: negative gravitropism; response to red or far red light. The record is from RefSeq and is a predicted model, not a curated record. Lineage: Eukaryota; Viridiplantae; Streptophyta; Magnoliopsida; Brassicales; Brassicaceae. Bases 432 to 1280 code for a protein of 282 amino acids.
AGACUCUACGCUCAGCCUGUGGCUUUCUUCUCUGCUGAAGUUGCUUGCUUGUCUCUUUUUUUCUUUUUGAGUAACUAGUUGCUUGCUUGUCUCUUCAGACUGUGUUUAGGAGGAUUCUGCCUGUAAAUUAUGGAUUCAAUCUCUUUUUGGUAUAAAUAAACUCUCUUUACAUCUAGAAAGAUAGGAUGUGGUAGUGGGCUGUUACAAUAUUAUAGAAAAGCCCAAAUAAUAAAUCUGUUGAGGGAAACUUCGUUGUCAAACUAAAUGUGAAUCUUCUUCCUCCUCCUCCGUCCCAAUCGUGUUGGCACGAUAAAGCAGACAACCUGUUCUACAACAUCAAGUCAACCCGACCCGACUUCUUUCCCCUCGUCAAAUCGGUUGGAUCAGGAAGUUGAGCUAAUUCUGGGGGGUUUGAGGGAUAAAACCUAUCUAUGGCUGCAAAGCAAGAGGCUUCUUCCUCCUCCUCAAUUGUAGAAUCUAACAUCAUCAUUGAGGAUCCCUCCACCAAGCAAGUUUCACAUAUUGAGAUUGAGGCUCUGUGGAGCCGACUUAACACCGCAACAUCGUUUCUGACCUACCUUAAAUCAAAAGCAACCACUCUUGUUGUUGCUCAGGAUUUGUCCCAGCUUUCACUUGCUGAUCAUGUACUUGAUGGUGAACAAGGAUCAUUAUCUGAACGUGAUCAGACUUAUUAUGUCUCUGAAAUGCUUAAGCAUGUAGAGACUGUUUCAGGCGUGAUGGACUCUCUCGCUAGGCGUGCUAUUGUCGCCGAAUCCGAAGCCUCUAUUCAGAGAGGCAAGGCUCGGUUGAGUCAGCAAGAGAUUCAGAGAAAGGCUGGCCAGAUCAACAGCAUGUCCAUGAAAUUAGAGGACAUGGAAAAGUUUGCUCUUGGGACCACUAGUAUUCUCGGUGAAAUGCGUCAGAGGGUCGAUGAUUUGGUGGAAGAGACGUCUAGACAGAAGGCAAGAGCCACGGAAAAUGAGCAGGAACUCUGUCGUGUCAGGAGAGACUUUGAGUCCCUUAAAUCCUAUGUUUCAAGUCUCAUCAGCGUCAGAGAGACACUCGUCUCCUCGGAGAAGCAGUUCCAAACCAUCGAGAGACUUUUUGAACGGCUUGUUGCAAAGACAACGCAGUUGGAAAGCGAUAAAGUGCAGAAAGAAGCAGAGGUUCAGAAACUAAUGGAAGAAAACGUGAGACUCACGGCUCUUGUGGAUAAGAAAGAGGCGCAGCUUCUGGCCAUGAAUGAGCAGUGCAAAAUGAUGGCCCUAAGCUCCAUAUAAUAUAUGGUUAGAGAUAUAGAAAUGUGUGUGAUUUGCUAAUUAUCUAUAUAUAUAUAUAUAUAUAUUCCACUUGUAACAUAAAAGAAACCCUCAUUUGAUACAACUGCCGUUUUCUUCCUUGUUUGUAACUUUGUAUGACACCACUUUUGCCUGUGGACAAGAAAAAUAAUAUAAAGGGAGAGACUCUAUACA